Dermatophagoides farinae (American house dust mite) is the source of this 1290-nucleotide messenger RNA. Its product is annotated as ATPase ASNA1 homolog. Gene Ontology annotation, cellular component: GET complex. The record is from RefSeq and is a predicted model, not a curated record. Gene Ontology annotation, molecular function: ATP binding; ATP hydrolysis activity. Gene Ontology annotation, biological process: tail-anchored membrane protein insertion into ER membrane. Lineage: Eukaryota; Metazoa; Arthropoda; Arachnida; Sarcoptiformes; Pyroglyphidae.
ACAAUGGUCAUCGUCAUCGUUUUUCUCACAUGUACAUCUAUCGUUUUUUUCUGGAUGAUUAAAUGUUUCAUUGAGUGUUGUUUUUAUUGAUCAUCGGCAAAUCACGAUCUUUAUGAUUGUGUGGCUUCAUCCAGAAAAAAAGUGCUAGCUGAAAAGGAAAAAAAUCUUGAAUUUCUUGUUCGAGAGUGUUCGACUUUUGUGUUUAUCGAGAAUAAUGGAUGCCGGUGAUGAAAUUCUUGAACCAUUAGAGCCAUCCAUACGGAAUAUAAUCGAACAGAAAACAUUAAAAUGGAUAUUUGUCGGUGGUAAAGGUGGUGUUGGUAAAACAACUUGUUCAUGUUCAUUAUCCGUACAAUUAGCUAAAGUUCGUGAAAGCGUAUUGAUCAUAUCGACUGAUCCGGCACAUAACAUAAGUGAUGCAUUCAAUCAGAAAUUUUCUAAAGUACCAACAUUGGUCAACGGAUUUACCAAUCUAUAUGCAAUGGAAAUUGAUCCAAAUCUUGGUACCGAACAAUUGCCGGAUGAUUUUUUUCAACAAGAUGAUCCCAUGCGUUCAGCAAGAGGUAUCAUUAAAGAUCUUUUAGGUUCAUUUCCCGGUAUCGAUGAAGCGAUGUCAUAUGGUGAAGUAAUGAAAUUAGUAAAAUCAAUGAACUAUGAUGUUGUUGUAUUCGAUACGGCACCAACUGGACAUACACUUCGUUUGUUAACAUUUCCAACAAUUGUAGAAAAAAGUUUAGGUAGUUUUAUGCGAAUCAAAUCACAAUUUAGUUCAAUGUUUAGUUCAUUAUCGACAAUGUUUGGUUUACAAAGUAAUUCAGGUGAAAUGAUUAAUACAAAAAUUGAAGAAUUAUUACCAAUCAUAAAGACUAUUAAUGAACAGUUCAAAAAUCCUGAACAAACCACAUUUGUUUGUGUUUGUAUUGCUGAAUUUCUAUCACUAUAUGAAACUGAACGUUUAGUACAAGAAUUAACGAAAAUGAAUAUCGACACGCAUAAUAUUAUUGUCAAUCAAUUGAUCAUGUAUCCGAAUGGUCAACCAAUCAAUUGUAAUGUAUGCCGUGCAAGAAUUCGUAUACAACAAAAAUAUCUAAAUCAAAUUGAAGAAUUAUAUGAAGAUUUUCAUGUUACAAAAUUACCAUUAUUAGAUGAUGAAGUACGUGGACCGGAACGUGUUAUUUCAUUUAGUAAAAAUCUAAUCGAACCAUAUGAUCCAUCAUCAUCAAGUGGUCAUUCAUCUUAAUGUUCAUCAUCAGCACAACAGCCUCUUUCCAGCUAUCACCCAAUAAUUUU